Molecule: messenger RNA, 411 nt
Organism: Brugia malayi
Lineage: Eukaryota; Metazoa; Nematoda; Chromadorea; Rhabditida; Onchocercidae
Product: SON protein, putative
Exons: 3
Coding region: 1-411 (136 amino acids)
Source: RefSeq, a predicted model, not a curated record
AUGCCAUGUCACGGCUUACGCUCACGGUUCCGGUCAAGAACUCGUGGAAGUCGGUCACGUAGUGCUGUGAAAAAGCGUUAUACGCGAUAUAGUUCACGAUCACUUGUGCGAGCGUAUCAGCGUAGCCGUCGCUAUCGUACUCCUUCGAGUAUGCUAUAUAGGCUGUAUCGAAUGACAGAUAGCGAAAGCAAACGAUCAACUCCACGCAGGUCAAGGUCAAGACUACGUAGAUCAAGUCCACGUAAAUCACGCCGUUCUCGUUCACGUAGUCGUCGCCUGACUGUUCUCCGCUCUCGAAGCUCUCCUUACCGGCGUCGUCGUAUACCCCGCCAAUUCAGUCCCCGUCGUCGUCGUCGUCGUUUUACCUCUGCGGAAUAUUUGAAAUUGACACAUAUGACGACGGAUCGAUGA